AUGGGCCGGUCCAAGUCGGGUUCCCUGUCCUCAGCCACGGCCUAUGAGGAGCCGCCCUACGUUGCCAACGAGAAUGUCGAGAGUAACGCCGCCGCCUAUGCCUCUGAAAAGGCUGUCCACGACCUCGAGCGCGCACCGUCGGCAGGCGCCGCGCCUGCCGGCGGCCAUUUACCCCAAGACUUUCCCGAUGGCGGCCGCGAAGCCUGGCUCGUCGUCUUUGGCGGCUGGUGCGCCCUCUUCUGCACCUUUGGCCUCAUCAACUGCGUCGGCGUCUUCCAGCAGUACUAUGUCUCCCAUACCCUCAGCAACUACAGCUCCUCUACCGUCAGCUGGAUCACCUCGACGCAGGUCUUUAUGAUGAAUUUCCUCGGCAUCGUCGUCGGCCGUCUCUACGACAACUUUGGCCCGAAAUGGAUCCUGCGAAUUGGUACCGUCAUCUACAUCUUUGGGCUCAUGAUGACCUCGCUCGCCACGGAAUACUACCAAAUCUUCCUCGCGCAGUCCAUUGUCGCCUCCAUGGGCUCUAGCGCCAUCUUCCACUCCUCCAUGUCCAGCCUCGUCACCUGGUUUCUGAGGAACCGCGCCGCUGCGUUUGGCAUCAUGGCCUCGGGCUCGUCGCUGGCCGGCGUCGUCCUGCCCAUCAUGAUGGACCAUCUCAUCCCGCGCAUCGGCUUCCCAUGGACCAUUCGUGCCGUCGCCUUCUUGUUUCUCUUUCUCCUCCUCAUCGUCAAUCUCACCGUCAAGUCGCGGCUCUCGCCCAAGCCGCGGCCCUUUGUCCUGCAAGAGUACUUCGACACCUUCAAGGACGUCAAGAUGGUGCUGGCCAUUGUCGGCUCCUUCUUCUUCAUGUGGGGCAUGUUUCUUCCCUUCAACUACAUCUUGCUCCAGGCGCAGGCUGCCGGCAUGUCUCAGAAACUGGUCCCCUACCUGCUGCCCAUUCUCAACGCCAUCAGCAUCUUCGGUCGUGUUCUACCCGGUAUCGCCGCCGACAAGAUCGGCCGCUUCAACGUGAUGCUCUGCAUCGCCCUCUCAUCUGCCGUAUUUGUUCUGGCCAUCUGGAUUCCCGUCACAUCCACGGCAGGCAUCGUCGCAUUUGCUGCUCUCUUUGGUUUCUCCUCGGGGGGCUUCGUCUCUCUCGCCCCUCCGCUGAUUGCGCAAGUCUCCGACAUUCGCUACAUUGGUACGCGCGUCGGCACUGCUUUCGCCGUCAUGGCAUUCGGUGGCCUGACCGGCAGCCCCAUUGGUGGUGCCAUUGUGUCGCGCCAGCACGGAGACUACAUUGGUCUGCAGCUGUUUUGCGGCGUCUCCAUGGCUCUCAGUUUCGUUUUCUUUAUUGCAUCCCGUUAUGCCCAGGCUGGUUUUAAAAGAGCAAAGGUUUAA
Beauveria bassiana ARSEF 2860 is the source of this 1380-nucleotide messenger RNA. Its product is annotated as monocarboxylate permease-like protein. Gene Ontology annotation, biological process: transmembrane transport. The record is from RefSeq and is a predicted model, not a curated record. Gene Ontology annotation, molecular function: transmembrane transporter activity. The coding region runs from base 1 to 1380 and encodes 459 amino acids. NCBI's taxonomy places the organism in Eukaryota, Fungi, Ascomycota, Sordariomycetes, Hypocreales, Cordycipitaceae. The transcript has a single exon. Gene Ontology annotation, cellular component: fungal-type vacuole membrane.